UCGAGUGAGGACACGGCGUGAGAACUGGGGACCAACACAUUUUUAAACCUUUGACGCAACGCAAUGUUUUAGGGAAUUCUGUUGCGACACAUGCCUUGGAUUUACCACAAUGGAAGAUAUCCACGAAUUGUUCGAGGAAUAAAUCAUGUGAUAUUUGCUCUCUGGAUGCGAUAAAUGAAGAAUUUCAUGGUUCAAAGGACUUGUUCAAACACUUUCCAUUCCAUGGCAAUAUGAUAUGGAAACCUUAUCGAAUGGAAUGAGAGAUCUCGAACGUGCUUGGACUCAGACAUUCAUACAUCCGUACAAGCAGUCGUGGAGUAAUUCGACAGUGUUGAUGUGAUAGAGUGAUUAUAGCCUGCUACUGAAUCUCAAGAGAUACUUUCAGAGACAAACUGUUAACUCUUGGACUUGUUCUUAGACUUUCUUCGUUUCUUCCUGGUGAAGAGCGUAUUUGACAGUGGCAGAAAAUGGCUGUGUCAGACCUAAAUUAGGCGUUAUCUCUGAAAUUUGAUAUGUUAAAAGGAGGGUAUGUCAAGACUGGAGUUGAGGUUAAGAGGUUCGGUCCAUGUUCUUUAACUUAGUUACGUGUGUGAAGUGGGUUAUCUCUACGGAAAACGGAGUAGGUGCAUUCCAGACGUGCCAGUCUGAACAGCGGCUUUGAUGUAGUGACCGUGCUGUGAAGCAUAAGGGCUUUCUUAUCACGAGGAUGUACCUCUGGAGAAGUUCUAACCUGAAUGUUAGUUGUCUUGUUUUGGCUGAUGUUGCCUAACACUGAUUCUGAUUCCAUUCGUGGAUAACAUACAUGAAGGACCUUCCUUGAGUUGUGCUGUUGUACAUUUAUGAUAUCCGACUUGGAUUAUCAGUAGGAUUAUCUAAGAAAGUGUUUAAUCAGUCUGUGUGAGGUUAGUUCAUGAUAACACUAACUUGCCUGAGCGAUCUUGAUACAAGAUUGGAAAUUAUCAAUCUACACAUGAAAGGAUUAUUUCAGACACUUUAUAAACAUAGACUUGGAACUAAAAAGUAGCCACACUAAUGGAAUAUCCAUGUUUCAUGUCAACAGAGAGCCAAAGUGCCAGACGAGGCAUUUUUUACUUCUCAUUGGAUAUGACUAAGUAAUUCCAUAGCAGAUUGUAAUGUGGUGUAAUAUGUCAUGUCAGAUGUGAUUUCGUAGCUUGUCAGUCUCAAGCAAUGCUUUUCAGUAGCUACUGAUCGACCAAACUUUCAAAUGAAAUCCUGCGUUUGGGACCAACGUGUUACUCCAGUAGUGGUCAAGUGCUUGGGAACUGUUGACGUCCAGCGAUGUACUUCAGCGUAACUGGGAGUAUGAUGGCGAAGGUGAAGAGUGAGGGGAAUCUAUUGGAGAUGGCAACAGAUGUCUACUGGAGUCCGAGUGAAGAGACUAUAGGAGGUGGGAACCUCACUAAUGACAACCGUAACAUCUCAGAUAGGUGGAGUAUGAAUAGGAGUGGGUACAAUACCAAUGGUGGGUACAACACCCAGAGUGGAUCCAGUACUGAACGGGGUGGACUAUGUACAAUGAGGAGUGAUUGCAGGACACCCACUGAAUUCAGUGACUAUGGAACUCUAAAAAGUGAAAGGAGUGCAGACUAUGGUACCACGAGUGAUUAUGGUACCAUGAGGAGUGACAAAAGCUUCUACAGUGUAAACAGUGGUUCCAUGAGAAGUGGAGGUCCCUCCAGCAUUGUCCAAACGGAAUAUAGCCAAAUGAGGGGAGAUCGCAGGACACCUACUGAUUUCAGUGAUUAUGGAACUUUGCAGAGUGAUAAAAGUUCAUACAGUACAAAACGUGACAGUAGAACUGGAUGUCUAUCUAGUGCAACCCAAAAGCCAUGUAGUGCUUACAGAGGUGACUGUAGGACUCCUACUGACUUCAGUGACUAUGGCACUCUCAAAAGUGAAAGGAGUACUGACUUUAGUGAUUAUGGUACCCUACAGAGCGACAAGAGUUAUGACGGUAGAAAACCUGGGCUCAGUAGAUCUGGGGGUCACUCCAGUGUGACUGAAAGAGGAUUUAGUGCGGUGAGAAGUGACCUAAGUACCCCAAGUGAGUUCAGUGCAGCAAAUGGUUAUGACACUCUCAGGAGUGACAAGAGUGGAUUCAGUACAAAACAAGUGUUCAAUAAACCUAGUGCUGUAUCAUCCAAGGACAACUCCAGGCAGGUUAGGAGGGUACAUAAUCCAAAUAAGCGUGAUCGUAGUAAACCCGGCAAAGUUGGUACGACUGGUGAUGGUUCAGAAAGUGAUGAUGGUGGAUUUGGUACUCACACUCACAGAAAUGUGCGCAGUGGAAGGAGAGGUGACGCCACCAUGAAAGGUGAUGCCACCAUCAAAGGUGAUGCCACCAUCAAAGGUGAUGCCACCAUCAAAGGUGAUGCCACCAUCAAAGGUGAUGCGAGUGGGUUUAGUUCCAUGGAUCAUGGCUCCAGUACAGCAGGUAUUGGUGGUCCUCGCAAAAGUGUCAGUAGGCCUGCUGUGCUUGAUAGCAAUGGUAACAAGCAGUUUGAGGGAAACCUCGGGAGGGAAAGUCGAAAUGCCUCCAGAGCUGAUCCAAGUAGAAGAAGAAGCCGCAGUUGUGGAAGGGUAACACAGAAAUCCGUUCUUCGCGGGAAGAGGGAUCUGAGGCAGGACUACAGUCCAUUGAGAGACAGUGUGAGUAAAGCCAAGGUCGAGUCAAGUCAACUGAGGGUUGAUUCCAGUGCAUUUAGGGACACAUCUAGUGCCUUUAGAGAGAAUUCCAGUGCAGGGGUGGAGCCCAGAAGACUGAAGAAUAGUGCUGGGGCUGUAGGAGACAAUGCCAGUUCAUCAAAGGGCGACUCCCGUAGGUUGAGGAACAGUCCCAGUGCUUUGAGCUCUGGUUCCAGUAGAUUGAGGGAUAAUUCCAGUGCAAUGAAGGACAAGUCUAGUACAUGGAGGGAUAGUUGUAGGGAUAGUAGCAAUACAGUGAAAACUGCUCCCAGUACAACUUGGAGUACAAGUAAUUCCAGCCAGAAUAAGGCCAAUGCUACACCUAGUGCUACGCGAGGGGAUUUGGUGUACAAUACUUUGACAGGUGACUCUGUAAGUUACAAGGAUUUCAGGAAAAUCAAGGGGCACUCUGCCAACAGGGACAAUAGCAAUGCUGACGGUGCUCCCUUGGGAACUGAGGGUAACUCUGGAAUGGGUAACCCGGCUGUUGAAAGAGGUCACCCCAGUGGCACUACUGAUGGAGGCAUGGCUGUAGAGACUGCUGGCACCAAGGUCAGCUCAAGUACUGAUAAAUCAUCUGGUGCUUGGAGUGUUUCAAGUGCAAGGCACGUUCUCCCUGUCACUGAGGACAACAACUACAGCCCUCUUAAGAGUGGUAUGGGAAUGGUACGCAGUGGUAAGGGGGCCAUUUGGGAUGAUUACAGGCAAGACUCAAGCAAAUCUCUAAAUGACAUCUUCGAUGCGGUCCUCAGCACUAAAGGUGAACCAAGGGGCAUUGCUGCUGGCAUUGUCAGUGAUGAUAAUAACCAUGGUGUCAGGAGGCAUUCGGAUGCUGUUGGGGCCUUUCGGCAUGUGACUGGAGCUGUCAGGACUCAAGUUCCCCAUGCCAGGAGUACGGCUUCUGUCUUGGAUAACGAUGAAUAUUACAAUACAAGUCCUAGGAUUCAUUACAGUUCUUACGGAGGCAGCACUAGAUCUCUCGUCACAGACACUGACAAUUGCAGUACUAUUGUUGGCAGCCCUAGGUAUGUUACAGGUUGCCCUCGGAAUAGGUUAAGUUCUUAUGGAAGUAGCAGUGGUUUUAUCACCACAGAUGAUUGCAGUACUAUUGUGGGUAGCCCCAGAAUGAGACGAAAUGCUUUUGGAGGGAGCGCCGAUUCUCUAGUGGUUGACAAUCGAAGCUCUGUUGAGAGCUACUCAAACAACCGGUAUGAUGCCUUUGGAAACCGUGCUGGGUUUUCCUUUGAUAAUCAUGAUCAGGGCAACUAUGUUAGGAAUAUGACUCAAGCAGCGCAGAGUGGCUAUACUGUCGGGAGUAUAGUUUCCCCCAGGGACAAUAGAUGGAGCACUUUUGGCGGUAGUGCUGAUUCUCUUCAAGUCGAUGUGAAUGAUGGCCAUGCUGCUCAUAGCGAUGCACAAAUUGGCUACAAUAUUGUAAAAGAUGGCACCAAAUCUGUGUUUAGUGACAGUGAAAACGUCCGCACUAUUUUAAGUGACUCUGAUAGUGACUGUAGCACUAUGGUAGACGCUGGUUCAAUAUUUAGAGACAGUGCAAAUAUCUCUGAGAUCAUCUCAACCCCCAAAUAUCUUGGUGCUUUUGAGGGCGUGUGCAAUACAGCCACUGGCAAUGCUGGUUCUCAUAUCAGCUACAGCAAUGUAACCAGUAGUAACUAUGGUACCAUGAACAGUGCCUACUCUAGUUCUUGCUGUGUUCCAUCAUAUGACCUCAGUACACCAACUGACGUCAACUCGAAUGAUAUUACAAGUAGUGACUACGAUACUUGGAACUGUUCUUCACAUGCUCAUGGUACCUUAUCCUCACGGAUUAGGACCACAACCAGCCGUUGGAAUACUUCAUCAUUUGCCUGCACAGACUUAUUGGGUCAGAAUAGCAACUCAACAUCUACGAAUGCCACAUUGUUGAAUGACAGCUUUGAAUCUGGUGUAACUGAAUGCACCCCACGGUUGUAUGAUUAUCAAAGUGAUGAUGAGUCUCUCUCGCCAUGCCAUGGAAAGUCACUAUACUCUGUGGUUGGUUUUGGUGGUCUGGAUGGAUAUGCCAGUGAUUACAGCAUUCGAACAGUCUCAUCCGGUAGCGACCGUGGCACCGCACGGCUCAGCUAUGGCCCUGGCUUCAACGCCGGGAGCCGUGACCCGAGCUCCGAGAGUAUGCAGUCCCUCAUGAGUAUUGGGAGUACUGUGUCGAGUAUCAGUCCUGGGAGUACGAUAUCGCAGAGACCACACUCUAUUACAAAGCGGGAACAGCAGAUAGAAUACUUUCGCCAGCUCAUCUCCACGGCGACAGGUCAGAUUGAGGAGCUGUUCGGAAAGCGGAAGUCUUCCAUUCGACGGUCAGCCAGGGCGAGCAUGCUCAGAGGGAACUACAAACCACCGAGACCUCCCACCAUCAACCUCACCCCAAUCAACUUUGAGAUUCCACACCACGAGCGGUACCCCUUGUUUGUUGGUCGGGAGUGGGUGUUCAGAGAUAUAGAUAAGAUUUUGAACCAGGAAGAUUCAUCGAAUAGCCAGGGUGUGAUCAUCAUGGGAGGUGUGGGAUUCGGCAAGUCGGCCAUCGUGGAACAACUGGUGGCUUACAGCUGCUUUGGAGAUGGCAAUACAGGCCUCGUAGAAAAUAUUUCAGAAUUAAACCACAACGGAAAAGGCCGGCCGGCAUCAAGCCACAUGGAGCUGUCUGCUUCGAAUAUGAUGUUGAACCAGCAAGGAAGCCUGUCCAAUUCGACGCUGAGCCUUGCUAUUACCUACGAUUAUCUCAAGGGCCUAGCAUCACAAAUCGUCUCCUACCACUACUGUCAGGCGGACCUCAAUCAGACCUGUAUGGUACCGGAUUUCGUUCACAGUCUCUCCGCACGUCUAGUCUUAGCUCCACAGUUGAUACCGUACCGGGAUAUGCUUGUACAAGACCCAAACCUACAGACUUGUCUUUGUAUGAAAGAGUGUGUGCGCAACCCAUCAGAGGCGUUCAUCAGUGGCGUAUUGCAGCCAUUGAAUGCGUUAACGAAGGCAGGAAAGUUAGGGAUGGAUACGUGUAUCAUCUUAAUUGACUCACUGAACGAGGCCGAAUUUCACAAGCCAGAUUAUGGUGACACUGUUGCCUCAUUUUUAGCGGCGCAUAUAACUCAUUUUCCAACGUGGUUGAAAAUGGUAUGCACCGUGCGUUCAGUCUUGCAUGACAUCACCAAGCCGUUGCCAUUCACACGGAUUAGUCUCGAUCACAUCGCUUCCAAUGAACUCUUACUGAAAGACUUGCACGAGUAUGUCAACUACCGUGUCAAUAACAGUCAAAACCUUCGCAAUAACAUCGCAUUGAACGGAAAGUUAGAAACGGCCACUCAAUACAAGUUCUCCUCCCACCUCACUAACUUAAGCCAGGGAUGUUUCCUUUACUGCAAAAUGACGCUGGACUUAAUCGAGCGUGGAAACUUAGUCAUGAAGAGUACCAACUAUAAGAUACUCCCUGUGAACCUAGCUGAAGUGUUUCUCUUGAUGUUCAACCUGAAGUUCCCGAGUGUUCGAUCGUUUGAGAAGGUCUGCCCGAUUCUGAACACUUGCCUCGCCUCGCUCUACCCUCUGACGGCCACCGAGAUAUUCGAGGCGGUGAACAGCGGAUACCUCGACCGGUUUCUGUCGUGGGACGAGUUUGUACAGCGGUUAGAGACGAUCAAAGUGUUCCUCCACCAGCGUCAGGAUACGUCGUUCAUGUACUUCCAUCCGGCCUUCAGGGAGUGGCUGAUUCGCCGAGACGAAACAGAGAGUUUGAAGUUCUUGUGCGACCUUAGGAACACUGAUUUUGACUAUAGGAAUGGCCAUGCCCUGUUGGCAUUCAAACUGACCAGGAUCAACGCGCCUCUCAACCCAGACAAGACUGUCGAACUCGGCCACCACAUCUUGAAGGCUCACAUCUAUAAGAACAUCAGCAAGCAGAUGGGUUACUCCUCGCGGGAUCAGCAGGCUUUCUGGAUGUUCCUCAGCUCAAACAGUCUCAGCGCUGCAUUGAUAUCGCACCGCAAUUUGUUCUCACCAAAUGUCAAGGUCAGCCGCCUGAUGCUCCUGUCAGGUGCCAACCCAAACACCCAGACAGACUUCUACCAGAAAGCGCCCACACUCUGCGUCGCCGCCAAAGAAGGUUUCACUGACAUGGUGGCACUACUGUUGGAAUUCAACGCGUGGGUUGACGGGACUGGGGAGGAUGGUAAGACUGCUCUAUGUUACGCUGCGGCCUGUGGACACAUGGAUAUUAUGCACAUGUUGGUCUCUAGACGAGCAAAGGUAACUCACACCGACACCAAUGGUCAGUGCCCCCUGGUGCUAGCGGCACUCAACGGACACCUGGAAGCCGUCAAAUUCUUGCUGCAAUGUGAUUGGACGAGCCGUGAUAGUCGCUUGAACAAGAACGAAGCAUUGCAACAGGCGUUGGUCGCGGCUGCUGCCUCAGGCCACAAACAUAUCUUGGAGUUCCUUUUGAAUCUUCAAGACCUCGGUAGUGAAGGGACAGCUGUCAACAAGGUGGACUCCCUCCAUGGAGAGACGGCUCUCACUGCAGCAUGUUUCAACGGACACUCUGAUGUCAUCAAGAUGCUGUUAGAACGCCAAGCUGACAUCCAGCACCCGAAUGGAAAGACAGUCCCACCGUUGCUCUGCGCUGUGAAAGGUGGACAUUGGGAGGUUGUCGAUUUCAUGCUGAAUGCCGGAGCAGAUAUCGAGCAGACGGAUAAACAUGGUCGCACGUCGUUAAUGAUCGCUGGUAGUGAGGGUCACAUCGGUGUGCUGGAGUUACUACUUUCAAAAGGUGCUUUAUCAACAGCUGUGGACCGUGAAGGUCUAAGCGCCCUCUGCUGGGCAUGUCUGAAAGGACACUUCAUGUGCGUACAGACGUUGAUCGAUCGCGGUUCUGCCAUUGACCACCAGGAUAAGAAUGGGCGUAGUCCGCUGGAUCUGGCUGCCUUCUAUGGAGAUGCACAAGUGGUGCAGUAUCUAAUCGACCAUGGUGCUAACAUUGAACACACAGACUUCAAUGGAAUGCGUCCCCUUGACCGCGCCAUUGGCUGCAGGAAUACAAGUGUUGUCAUCUGUUUCUUGAAGAAAGGUGCCAAACUCGGCCCGGCAACUUGGGCGAUGGCUGCUGGCAAGGCGGACAUUCUGAUUCUAUUGCUCAACAAACUCAUGGAGGACGGGAAUAUACUCUACAAGAAAAACCGCCUGAAAGAAGCCGCUCACCGCUACAUGUACGCCCUGAAGAAGUUCCCCACAGAAUGCGGAGCAGAGGACUCGAAGACGUUCAAGGACCUAAAGAUCAACCUGAUGCUGAACCUGUCCCGCUGCAAGAGGAAGCUCGGAGACGUCCCUGGCGCCAUUGAUCUCGCCAGCAAGGUGUUGGACUUACGACCACAGUCAUAUGAAGCUUUCUAUGCACGAGCCAGGGCCAAGCGUGAUGACAGGAAGUACACUGAAGCCAUUGACGACCUGAUGGAAGCACUGAAGCUGGCGCCUAGCAACCGUGAACUUCGUCGUCUGCUUGCUCGCAUCAAGGAAGAAUGUAAACAACAUGCCAAACUCGAGAAAGCUGCAUCACUCGGAUCGAUCACCGAAGUCGGAUUGAAGACGGAUACGGAGAAAGAUGACUUGCCGUUACCACCUGCGCCAGAACCAGAACCAGAGAUCAUCGUCCCAGUCGACUCUAAAGGCCUGCCCCUGCCACCACCACCACCACCUCCUCCUUUUGAGGACAACCCGAACAAACGAGAAGAGACUGCGUUAUGAUGACACCGUGGAUUAUUUAGAGACUUUGUGUGACACAUUGUGUUGGAUAUGACUGCUUACUUGUGGAGCCUGUCACGUCUGUUCAUGAGGACCGAUCUAUUUUGUUCAGAGGGAACCAGUCUUUUAGAUUGGAUUGGUAUGAAGUUGGACCGGUCGAUAACAUGAAUUCUGUUUGUUUAGUUUAAACCCAGUCUUUCUGAAUAAGGCUCGAGUCUCAACUGAUUGGACAAAGUCUGUACCAAGUUUAUAUAUUGUCGAUACGAUUUGGUGUAUUAAACCAAGCGUUGAAUUAUAAUUGAACACCAGAGACUAAGCAAAAUCUACAACCAAGUCAAUGUUUUAAGUUGCCAUAUUAGAGAUUGUGCUGAUUUGAAAUCAUAAUCUUUUUUCAAAAUUGUUUGAAGAGGUAUUUCAGACAUGUAUGAUGAAAUGUGCUGUUAGGUGAUUGUAAGCCUCAAUACUUCCCUGGCUGUCUGGAAACGCAAUGCAUCGUAUUCAUGACAUCGACAUCAUUGCAAUAACAAAAAUGUAUGCAAAAUGUGAUGGUAUUCAGCAAAAUAUUUCCCACUGGUUCUGGGGAGUUAUAGUUAAGACACUUUAUGAAAGUCAAGGAAGGAUUCAGCUUGUGGACCGUUGUUACUCUUGCUUGUGUUCUUAUUCAAAUGGAAUAUCUGAACUAAAAAGAAGCAAAGAAAUCUUGCGGCUGGAGGUUGGGUUUGUUUAUGUUGGGGUUAAAUGAUCAUAUUAUCGUGAUAGGUUUAUGAUGACACUCUCCUCAGAAAGGGGCCUGUAAUCCCAUAUUAAGAUUAUGUGUAUAUUGGUUUGUAAGUUCAAAGUUAGUAUGCUUAAUUAUUUGAUAAUUAUUAACUAUAAGUUAUUAUUAUCUGGCGGGGGGG
Molecule: messenger RNA, 9383 nt
Organism: Lineus longissimus
Lineage: Eukaryota; Metazoa; Nemertea; Pilidiophora; Heteronemertea; Lineidae
Product: protein TANC2-like
Exons: 16
Coding region: 1300-8487 (2395 amino acids)
Molecular function (GO): protein binding
Source: RefSeq, a predicted model, not a curated record